Messenger RNA from Larimichthys crocea (large yellow croaker), 4071 nucleotides. RefSeq names its product forkhead box protein O1-A. Lineage: Eukaryota; Metazoa; Chordata; Actinopteri; Sciaenidae. Gene Ontology annotation, molecular function: DNA-binding transcription factor activity, RNA polymerase II-specific; RNA polymerase II cis-regulatory region sequence-specific DNA binding. Gene Ontology annotation, cellular component: nucleus. The coding region runs from base 212 to 2212 and encodes 666 amino acids. Gene Ontology annotation, biological process: regulation of transcription by RNA polymerase II. The transcript has 4 exons. The record is from RefSeq and is a predicted model, not a curated record.
CACCGGGCUGUGUGUCGCUGCAGGCUGACAGAGCCGCAGAACUUUGAGUUGUGUCGGUCGGUGCAGGAUGGUGUGAACUUCACUGAAGACCCUGAACUCAACACAAACUCUCUCUGGCUCCGAGUCUGACCUGGUGUUUGAACGCAACAUUUCUCACCUGUGUGAUUAUUUUUAUUUUUUAUUAGUUAUUAGUUUUGCACGUGAGCCUGACAUGGCUGAGGCACCGCCGCCGCCACAGGUCGAAAUAGACCCGGAAUUUGAGCCUCUCUCCCGGCCGCGGUCCUGCACCUGGCCGCUCCCCAGACCGGAGCUCAGCGACCCGGCCAGCUCCAACACGUCCUCCCCGGCAGCGUCUGUGCAGCAGGAGCCGGGAGCAAACCCGGAGUUCAUCAGCAGCCUGGGCUUGCUGGAGGAGGACUAUGAGGAGUACGCGGAGCAGAAGCCGCCGGUGCUCUGCACGGACUUCCAGUGUCGGGACGCAAACUGUGCGCAUCUCCAUCACCACCACCACCACCACCACCAUCACCUCCUCCAGCAGCAGCAGCAGCUCCCGGCUCAGCUGCCUCCUCAGCAACAAGUGCCUCCUCCUCCUCCUGCUCCUCCUGCUCCUGCUCCAGGUGGUGUCGCACCUCUGGGCAGCUCCGGCCAGAGGAAGAGCAGCACGUCCCGGCGGAACGCCUGGGGCAACAUGUCGUACGCUGACCUGAUCACCAAGGCGAUAGACAGCUCACCUGAGAAGAGGCUCACACUGUCCCAGAUCUACGACUGGAUGGUGAAGAGCGUGCCGUACUUCAAGGACAAAGGAGACAGCAACAGCUCCGCGGGCUGGAAGAACUCCAUCAGGCACAACCUGUCGCUGCACAGCCGCUUCGUGCGCAUCCAGAACGAGGGAACAGGAAAAAGCUCCUGGUGGAUGCUGAACCCGGAGGGCGGGAAGAGCGGGAAGUCGCCUCGACGCAGAGCCGCCUCCAUGGACAACAACAGUAAGCUCGCCAAGAGCAGAGGACGGGCCUCAAAGAAAAAGAUGGCUCUACAGGAGGGCGCUGAGGGCGGAGCAGGCAGCCCUGGUUCCCAGUACUCUAACUGGUUGGGAAGCCCAAACUCCCACAGUAACGAGGACUUCGAACCCUGGGGUUCCUUUAGGACGCGUGCCAGCUCUGAUGCCAGCACCCUGAGCGGUCGCCACUCACCUUUCCCAUCCGAACAGGAUGACCUGGGGGAGUCUGACAGCCAUAUGAUGUAUCCCGGAGUGGCAGGGACCAAGAUAACCUCCACCCUGCCCAGCCUGUCCGAGGUGGCUGGACCCAUGGGCCAACUCGGCUCAGAGAUCGUCAUGGAGAGUCUGCUGGAUAACCUGAACCUCCUGUCUCCAAAACCUCCCCAGCUGGGUUCUGAUGCCUCGCAUUCCCCAAAUGCUGCUGUGCUUCAGACUAGCCCCUACAGCUCCACUGGCUUGACCCCACACCCACAGCAGGACUACCACAAGUGCAUGUACAGCCAGGUGAGGAUGAGCUCCCUGUCCCCCGCUCCCAUGCAAACGCUCCCAGAGACCAAGCCAGGCUUUGGGGUUUAUGAGAACCAGUAUCUCUGCCCUGCGGGCCUCCUCAAAGAGCUGCUGACCUCAGAUGCAGAUGCCAGUCGGGACAUGAUGCCCUCUAGAGAUACGCAGGUGUCUCAGGUUGGGAGGGGAGGUUGCCUCCUGCCAACUUAUAGCAGCCACAGCCAGGUGGGGGGACACAACGGAGUAAAAAUGAUGAAUCCUCUGCAGCGCCACGCAGUUCCUCGUCUAAGUCCACAAGUUAUACAUAGCCAGGGUCCUGCAACCUCACGAGACUUGAAUAGCUGCAACAUGAUCCCCCUGACCAGCCUGACUAGUCUUUCAGGGGCCCCUCCUCGAAUGACCAGCCUGAGGACAUGCAUGCAGCUGCCCCGCGGACACCCGGCACACACUAAUGAUGUUUCGGCAGGUUAUGGCAGCAAUAACGGCUACAGGGAACUGAACUCCGUUCAUCCACACGGUCAUCAUCAGGAGCGGCUGCCCAGCGACCUGGACAACAUGUCCAUCGAGAGGUUUGAAUGCGACAUGGAGACCGUCCUCCAUGACACCCUCAUGGAUGGCGGGGUGCUGGACUUUAACUUUGACCCCACAGCUGCAUCUCAUGGGUUUCCACAGAGGGUGAAGACCACCACACAUAGUUGGGUGUCAGGAUAGGAUGCACAGGUUUUCCUCAGCAUCACCUUCAUUCAGAGAUGGGACGAUGUAAAGCCUCUGACACAAAGAUCUUUUCAAUAAUGUACACGACUUCUUUUCCAUCUCCACGUAUAACAAACAAUUACUUUACAUGCAGGAAUGUAAUCAAGUUCAUCAUUCACGUACCGAGACUAUGAAACAAAUCAGAGACAAACUGUCCUUGUUUACAGUUGCCUGUUAUGGCAUAUGGAAAUAUACAGUACAGUUUAUUACAUAAGACAAAACACAGCUUCAGAGGGCCUUACGAAUAAUUUCUCAAAAUGUAUGAUCCAUGGCGUGUCUGCAAACUCCACACGAGUCCACACGCUUCUCUUUAUUUAAUGAAAUCCAGAGUAAAGAGUCUGUUUUGAAGUAAUUAGCGGACACAAAGCAGCAGAAAUACUCCUGCAGUUUGAGUUUGGUCCAGUGCUUAAAAGUAUAUUUUGAAAAUCAUCUUCUUCUCCAAAGAUCUUUUAUCAUCCAGCCCUUAAUGACAAAUGAUUACAAGUGUUAAUGUAUUUAGAUAAUUAGGUUUAAAAGCAUGUGUGUCACUAUGCAGACGAUUCGCUGGUUUAUCUCGCAUAAUAUCCUGAAAACGUACACACUGCUUCAGUGUUUGUAGACAGAUGUCGUGGUACAGUGUUGUCAAAUAUCAGCCUCACCAUUAAGCUGUUACUACAGACUGUGAGAUAAGCUGCAUCUCAGACUGAAAUGAAUACAAUAUGAAGGUAUUUAUUUAUGUUUUUAAUUCAAUCGUAGCUUUUGGAUUCUCGCUUUGUACUCUGUAUGCUUGUAAAAAACACGUGUGCCUAUACUGCAUAAAUGUACAUACUGUAUUUGAGUUAUUGGUCUAAUUUAAACAAAUAUCGAGUGAGGAGAUUACAGAUACGUUAGAGGCGUUACACGCUAAAAACAUUCAAAGCCACAUUGGAUAAAAACUGUUGAAAAAGGGACAUGUUGGAGAAUUCAGAGGUUUUCACCUGACUUAUGCUGUGUACAUAUAUAAUGUACAUAUAAACUGAGGGGGUGAUGGGAAAUGUAGGAUUUACUUUGCUGGUUUUUAUUAUGCACCAAAGAGUUUUCUACUCCACCGAACACAUUUCAGAGAAAGUUCACUGUGCCUACACGUCUCACAGACUCAAAGUGUUGUACAUAUUCUUUUCUUUAGUAGUACAUUUUUGUAUAUGAAGGGUUUACAUGACUAGUAUUACACAGUAUGUAUGGUUGUUUACAUAUCUCAGUCCAAACUAUCAAUAAAUAUAUCAAACACGCGUACCUCAAAAUAUUUUACCUCUGAAGUGUUGAAGGGAUUUUUCCUGCCAUUUUUCUCAGUGAGUGAUGUUUUGAAUUUGUCUCAAUUUUCCACAUUGUUUUGUACAUUUAUUUUAUGCUGUUCAGAGUGACGUAUUGUUUUCUUGUGUUUGAGGAUUAUAGCCAUUAGUCCAUAGGAAGUCAUUUUAAAUUAAACAUAAAAUUAGGUAAAAUUAUAUUUUAAAUUUUGUAUUCAUCUGUUUAGAUAAAGUAAACGGAGUUUAAUUAUAUCAUGGAGUAAAGUACUUCUGUAAUAUAUGAAAUAAAUGUGAUGGGAGUAUUUUAAUAAGCUAAUAACCUGGCACAGAUGAGAUUUUGUUGAAAGUAUUUGAGUCUAUAAUAUUUCAUUAUAAAACAAGAGUCGAAUGCAUUUUUAUAGGUCGUCUUUUACAUUACACAAAUGAUGAACACACAUCUGGAAAUCUGAUUUUGUCUUUGAUAUCAACAUCCAGGUAUUUUUGGAAGAAAUGCAGUUUUUUUCUAUGUAACCAUUCGAUGCGUAAAUCACCACGUGAACUCACAAUUAAAGG